Molecule: messenger RNA, 3687 nt
Organism: Planococcus citri (citrus mealybug)
Lineage: Eukaryota; Metazoa; Arthropoda; Insecta; Hemiptera; Pseudococcidae
Exons: 8
Coding region: 1-3525 (1174 amino acids)
Source: RefSeq, a predicted model, not a curated record
AUGCUCAGAGACUUACAAUUACAAACAUCUGUAAUAGAUCUGUACCUAUUUCGCCCGCUAAAAAACUUGAAAGUUUUAAAUUUAUCUGGAUCUGAUUUCACACCGCGAGCUUAUUUUUACUAUCCUGAAAAUCUCCGGAUACUGGACAUAACCAAAUUAGGAGUUAAGGACGCGGAUAUUUCACGACUGAAAUUUUUACAACAACUGCAUGCUAAGGAUAAUCAGCUGCUCGAGUUUCCAAUACCGCACGAAAAUGCUAAUCUGACAUUUGUUAAUUUGGAAGCAAACAUGUUGGAGACUUUAACUCAUAUGAGACUAGCGCUUUCGUGUAAACUUCUAUUUUUAAAUGUACGACUGCACCCAGAUGCUAAAAUAAUUUCGAGUGAAUCGAGACUCUGCCUUUGUAAGCGUGCGAAUUUAUGGAUAACCUCGUUCAAAAUAAAAGGAGAAAUACUUCCGUGCAAACCAGCAGCUACUGAUGAACAAUGUGAUGAAAAAUUUUCAGACGAAGCUUUAUCGGCACUCAACGAAUGCAAAACGAGAGAUGAUAAGAAGACUUCGAGUUCUUGGAUUUACUUUGUGUUGAUUGUAAUAUUUGUGUUAGCCUUGAUUGGAUCUUCAGGGGCUGGAUAUUAUUUUUAUACCACUAAAAUAAAACCAGCUUCAUCAUCAUCAGGUUGUGGAAUUAUCCUGUUUUAUUUCCCUUUCAUCUUCGGUCAUCGUUUCUGUUCGGUUACUUAUAUAAACGAAGUUUACACCGCGAAUUGUGCAUACAGAGGUCGAGUAGUAGUUCCUCGAGAUUUAGAUCCCAGCAUCAAAGUUUUGAUUCUGUCCCACAACAACAUCGAACUCGUAGACGAAGAUUGUUUAUCAAAUUACGAAAAUCUAGUCGAACUGUACCUGAACGAUAAUACUUUAUUGAAUAAUUCAUUCCAUAAGAACGCUUUGUUAGCUUUGACCAAUUUGAGAAUUUUGGAUAUCAGUUUUAUUCGAUAUUACAUCCCGUUCGAUAUAAAUUGGCCUUCGUGGAUUGAGAAAUUAUCCAUAAAUAAGAACAGAAAUCAACACAGAAUUGAUCUUUCGGCAAUUUUCGAUCUAAGAAUUCUAAAUGCUAUCGAUUGUUCGUUAUCGUAUUUCCCAGUGUUUAACGAAUCGGCUUCAGUUGAAGAGAUAAAUUUAUCGAAAAAUUCGUUGAAUUAUUUUUCCGUCGGAGAUUUAGCGUCGUUGUGCCAGCUUCAAGUUUUGCACCUAAGGUGGACGGCGGAAAGCACUUUGAAUGGAUCGAAAAGAUGGUGCGAUUGUUUGAAAAUUGAUACGUGGGUAAAGCAACGACAGAUACAGGCGACUGAAUUGAAUUGUUCGAUUCCAGGUUUCAUAUUUGAAAUAUUGAUCUGGAGAAAAAGAAUUUCGGCGAAUAAUAGCAAUGUGUGUGAUAUCAGUGUGCAAACUGGAUUUUCAACAGCAAACUGCUCAUCUCGUCAACUGGCAGAUGUGCCACAAGAUUUAGACGAUAAUAUCGAAUUUCUGUUUCUAAUCAACAACACAUUCGUACGACUGGACGAGACAUCAUUCUCCAGAUACCCAAAACUAGUCCUUCUAUCGCUACAAAACACCACAUAUCUCGAUAAAUCAGAUCCCAUAAAUUAUUACACAUUUCGUCCUCUGAAAAAAUUAGAAUUACUCAUACUCAACGAAAUAACCACUCCGUUUAAUUUCUCAUUCCAUUGGCCUCCUUCUUUGCGAUUAAUAUCGGUCAACCAUAACGAAUAUAUUACCGAUAUAGAUGUAUCGGGGCUCAGAAAAUUACAAGAUUUACACGCCCUCACCUACACUCUACGUGAUUUUCCUAAAUUCCAUACCCUUUCCCCUUUAUCUUUCGUGGAUUUACGAGGUAACCCGAUGGAUAGUUUGACAGCUGAAGAUUUGGCACCUUUUUGUUCGUUGAAUUUUAUAUCUUUGGAAUGGCCCAAGAAUGCUGUGAUUAAUGGUUCUGAUAGAUAUUGCCAGUGUCAGCGGUUAGAGAAAUGGAUAGAUCAGUUUCAUAUUGGUCAUCAUGGACCUUUGAAUUGUACUCCUUCGUAUGACCCUGAUGCGGAACCUUGCGAUUUAGAAUAUUCUGAGGAUACAUUAAGCAAACGGAGAGAUUGUUUGAGUCGAAUGGCAAAAUCUUCGGUUUCGAUUUGGUUUUGGGUCAUUUCGUGUGUUUUGAUGUUUGGACCUCUUAUUAUUGUAACUUUCAGAGAGACAAAAGCACAUCGACGAAUGAAUCUGAAUUCUACCACUACAACUCGUCAACCUGGAAAAUACCCCAACGUCGAACUAAUGAUCGACAUCGACGAAGACUUCGUAGACGAAGACGAACAAGAACUCGAGCUUUUCGAUAUAAACACCUUUAACGAAAACCCUUCAAAACCAGACAAAACAGCAUUGCACCUAAAACAAGGAACCGAUCUAAAAGAACAAUUCAAUCUUCGUAAAUUACCCGGCAUCGGCAGUCACUUAUUCGAUAAAGACGAAGAGUCUGAAGAAGAAGAAGAAGAGGAAGAAGAGGAGGAAGAGGAGGAAUACGAAUACGAAGAAUUUGUCCGAAAAGAUGGUAAAUUCGCUAUAGAAAAAUCGAAACCUGGUCAAAAACGCGUACCACCCAAAAAAGAUAUAAAAUACCCGGCAAAACGUUCUGCAAGAGUUGAAAGAAGACCUUCACUGCAAGUAAAACCUCACGAAGACUUCGAAGAUCAAUUCGACGUCGAGUUACCAAAACCUUACGAACAACAUGCUCGUAAACUUCCCAAAAAGAAUGACAAAAGAUCAUCGCCAUUCCAGAUGAAACUACAGAAAGAUUUACGAUCUAAAUUCGCCUUAGAAUCUCCGAAACAAAAAAAAGGUGAAAAAUCAGACCUCAGUGAGACAAAAAAUACCAACGAUGGGAAGAGAAUAUCACCUUUGUUGAAAAACUACGAGAAAUUCGAGAAAGAAUUUUCUUCUAAAACGACGAAAAAAGACGAUAGACGCGAUUCGUCACCGUUCAAGCACUUGAAUAAAUCAGGGAUCGACGAUAAACCAACAUUGAGAAGACCUGAAAUACGAGCACGAUUUGUCGAGGUUCCAUCACCGAAAAGUCGUAAAAGAGGUCAUCUCGAGGGGUCGGAUAAUAAAGGUACUGCUUCGAGUAAUCCGAAUAUUUCUGAUGUUUUUGAAAUACCUUCACCUUCGUGCAUAUCGGAGAGAAAAGAAUCUAUUAAAAUUAUCAACGAAGUUGCUGAAUCGAGCAGAGAACGGUUGCCAGUUGGAGAAACUCGAGUUCAUUCGGCAUUCGAAAGUCCUAUUAUAUCGGUUGAAGGUACCUCUAGAGCGUUUGGUUUCUUGAAUAUGCCGGCUGAAUACGACAAGUGUUCGAAAUGCAGAAAAGAUCAACCGGUUGCAGCAAAACAGCAAAUUGAAGAAACUCAAGCUGCGGAGAGUAAUAGUAAGUUUGAAGAAGAAACGUCUCCGAUUAUAAAUUUUACUGGGCAUAAAAAUAAAUGAAGAAGAUUUAAGCCAGCUUAUAUAAUUGCCUUCGAGGGAUGAAUGCGUGUGUAAGUAAUUAUUGUUCUACAUACGUGAUUAGAUAGGUAGUAAAACCGAUCAUCGACCUUUUCUGUUUGAUUUUAUUCCUCUUUUUAAAAAUACAAAUUUUAAAAAUCGAAA